Molecule: messenger RNA, 6904 nt
Organism: Cololabis saira (Pacific saury)
Lineage: Eukaryota; Metazoa; Chordata; Actinopteri; Beloniformes; Belonidae
Gene: pigg
Product: phosphatidylinositol glycan anchor biosynthesis class G (EMM blood group)
Exons: 13
Coding region: 235-3129 (964 amino acids)
Biological process (GO): GPI anchor biosynthetic process
Cellular component (GO): endoplasmic reticulum membrane
Source: RefSeq, a predicted model, not a curated record
GUAGUUCCGUGUUGUCACCGCGGAAGAUCCUGACUGAACAACGAUAACCGGUAUUAAUGUUCUAAUCUGAAUUUAACAGGGUAUUAUUGAUCAUGUAGGUAGUCUAGUGGACCAAGGCGGGCUGUUGUAGCUGGUGUGGUGUGUGUCAGCUCGGUUCCGUGUGGAUAGGCAUGUGUUCCGUCAUCUAGCAGGUCCGACAGGUUCAUCCUCACUCCUCCUCCUCCGGACCCGAACAUGAGGGUCCGCUCGUCGCUGUUCGCCUCCUUCAUCCUGCUGUGUGAGGUGGUGGGCACCGUGCUGUUCCUGCGGGGCUUCUUCCCCGUCCCCGUCAGGUCCUCCCUGCCCUCCAGGAGCCGGCCGGAGGACGUCCCGAGGGAGCCGCUGGCAGGUGGCUCCACGAACGCCUCCGCCCCCCGGCCCCUGUUCAGCAGGGUGGUCAUCAUGCUGGUGGACGCCCUCCGAGAGGACUUUGUGUUGGGGCCCCAGGGCCGCGUGUUCAUGCCCUACACCAGACACCAGGUGGAGAGAGGCUCAUCCCACAGCUUCGUGGCCAAGGCACGAGCCCCCACGGUCACCAUGCCCAGGAUCAAGGCUCUUACCACUGGCAGCAUCCCAGGCUUCAUUGAUGUGGUAAUGAACCUGAAUUCUCCUGCACUGUUGGAAGACAACCUUAUCUGGCAGGCCAAAACAGCAGGGAAGAAGAUAAUCUUCUAUGGAGAUGAUACCUGGGUGCGUCUGUUCCCCAAGCACUUCAUGGAGUACGAUGGCACGACCUCUUUCUUUGUGUCCGACUACACUGAGGUGGACAACAACGUAACCCGUCACCUGGACAGCACGCUGAAGAGAGACGACUGGGAUAUGUUGAUUCUCCACUACCUGGGCCUGGACCACAUCGGUCACAUCAGCGGGCCCCACAGUUCACUCAUCCAACCCAAGCUGCUGGAGAUGGACGACGUCCUGAAGAAGAUCCAUAGCGCUCUCAUUUCAAAGGAAGCAGAGGGGUCCCUGCCUUACCUGCUGGUGCUGUGUGGAGACCACGGCAUGUCGGAGACCGGCAGCCACGGAGGCUCCUCGGAGCCAGAAGUCAACACCCCGCUGGUGCUCCUCAGUCCUGCCUUCAAAAGGAAAGUGGGGAUGGAGCAGCCCAAAGUGGUGGAGCAGGUGGAUCUGACCCCCACGCUGGCGCUGGGGCUCGGCCUCCCCAUCUCUCAGAAUAGCGUGGGCCGUGUCAUCCCGGGCGUCUUGGAGGAAACCUCUCUCAGAGAGCAGCUGCGCUUCCUGCAUCUCAAUGGCCACCAGCUCAGCUGCCUGCUCAAAGACAGCACGUCUGACUACCAGAAAGAGGAAGGAUUUGAACAGUUUCGUGUGGCGGAAAAGGCUCAUGGGAACUGGAUGAAGCUCUACAUGGAAGGGAAUACCUCCGAAGUGCUUACCAACAUGGGCAAAAAGGUCCUAAAGCUGUACCUGGAGGCUCUGGAGGCCAUGAGUGGUUCCCUCAGCAAACAGCUGGGCAAAUAUGACAUGUACUCCAUGAUUGUGGGCAUGGUCUUCAUAUUUCAGCUGCUGUUGGUGUUACUGCUGGCGAUGCCCGAAGCCCUGAGCGGCUCGGCAACGGUGGACUUCCCCGUCUUCUCAUCCCUGCUCUCCCUGCCGUUCUACCUCCUGUGCCUGCUUCUCGCAUCGGUGCACGUCCUGGUGUGCACGUCUGCAGAGAGCUCCUGUUACUUCUGCAGCCUCUCCUGGGGACUCGUGUUUGCUGCUGUGGCCUUCUCCUCAGCAAUGUUUUGUAUUCUGAUCUCCAUAGCAACACGGAGACUUCCCCUCGGACCAAAGAUUCACGGGAAAUCUCCACUGAGGAUCUUUGGCGGGGAGUGGCUGCUCUCAGAGCUGGACGUUCUGCUGUUGGCAGGAACGGUCGGUCACACUCUCAGCCUGGCGGCCAGCAGCUUCGUAGAGGAAGAGCAUCAGACCUGGUACUUCCUGCUCAACACCCUCUGCCUCACCGUCUUCCAGGAUGUGUGCCGAAAGUACUUCAGGGAGCAGAGUGGUUCUGGGGAUGAAGAGGAGCAUGCCCUCCCUUCUAAAAAUAAUCAUCCCUUUACUCACCCCAAAUCAGAGAUUUACUCAGAGAAGUGGCUCGCUUUGGCCACGCCACCCUUCACUCUGGUGUGCUGCCGGCUGCUGCGCUCCCUCAACCAGACAGGAAUCCAGUGGGCUCAUCUUCCCGAUGUCGGGCAUUGGCUUAACAGCUCUGAACACAAGAUGGUCCUUUCCGUGCUGUCGGCCUUCUGUUUGGUUCUCAUCUACCUCCUGGUUCAAAGACGGUGCUCGUGGGUCUCCAAGGCGGCCCUGGCCCUCGGACUCCUGGGCGUCUACAGCUAUCGGGCAGCUGUCGGCAACGUCUUGUUUCCCUGGCAGCAUCCUGGUCGAGCCGUGUCCAAGGGAACCGUGGAGGCGCGCUUUGUUUACGUCUUUGUGUUGGGAAUCCUCUUCUCGGGCACCAAGGACCUCCUGCGAUCCCAGAUCAUCACAGCAGAUGCCAAACUGAAAGGCCGGGGAUUAUGGGAGAUUUACAGCGGCCUGGUGUUGGUGGUUUCACUUCUUUUCCGUGCCCACAACCUGCCAGUGCUCUGCUGCUGCCUCUUGGUGCAGACGCUCAUGGCUCAGUUCAUCUGGAAGAAGCUCCACUACGACGCAGCCCAGACCACCAUCAUGCACUACUGGUUCGGUCAAGCCUUCUUCUACUUCCAGGGCAACUCCAACAACUUGGCCAGCAUCGACAUUUCGGUUGGAUUUGUGGGGCUGGAAAGCUACGUUGAGGCGCCUGCCAUCUUCUUAACGGCCCUGGGCACGUACGCAGGCCCCCUGCUUUGGGCGUUUCACCUUGUCUGCUACCUAAGCUCAGAGAGAGACAGGAGUCCGGUAGCGGUCAGCCACGGCUGCUACUGCUUGGCCCUGCUGAGGUCCGUGCCAGCUGCAGCCUACAUCGUCCUGGUCACCGUCCUGCGCUAUCACCUCUUCAUAUGGAGCGUCUUUUCUCCCAAACUGCUGUACGAAUCCGUGCACCUUUUGCUGACUGCAGGAAUCUGUCUCUUCUUCAUCACGAUGGAGAAAACGCAGCUAGAAUAAGUUGCGGUGGAGCCACAGACUGAUAAUCUGAAGGAUAUAGGUCAGACACCGGUCUCCCCUGGCCUCCCACUAAUACUUAGUAAUCUGCUCCCUCUUUCACACUGUAGAUAGAUGUUUCCAAAACUCUCUGGAGUCAGAACAAAGAAAAGCAGUGCUCCGAUAUAUUUUUUACAAUAUUUUGUUCUUUCUAAGAAGACAAAUAUUUGAGAAUUAAUAAAAGUGGGUGGAUGUAAAUGCUUCUGGAGAAUGUUUUAUUUAUUUUUGAUCUCAGGGAUGAGUGUACAAUAAUUUGCAAGAUGAACAAAGCAGCUGUGCGAGUAGCAGGACAACUUUGAUGUCUGGUUUCAGCCUCAGCGCUGCUUUCACUCUCGCCGGCCUGAAGUCGGGCCGAGCGGCUCCGUGUGUCUCUUUGACAAAGCGGGGAGGUGAAUAGAAGCUUUAGAGCCCCUUGUCCUGCCCUGGCAGAUGAAAGUGUCUGCUACUGAAAGGCGAUAUGCAGUCGUACAUUUAUUAAUGUACAACAAAACUAACUCGAGUGCGACGAUGUCAGACAAUACUCGAUCUGCAUGUCCACAGAGAUUUAUAGAAUAAGGGCUCUGAUCAGGCGGCAUGAGUGAAAAUACCUGCGUGGGAGUAAAGCGGGGGGACGGAGUGGGAGGUUUCAUGACACCACAGCUCUCCUGAGAAUGUUUCCAACAUGAAUCAACGUAUCGUGAGGUAGUUUAUUUCCCCCUCACAAGUGUUGCACCCUCCACAUGCUGUUUACACUUUAGUAAUGUUGACACAGUGCGUCUCAAAAGAUUUAGUCCUGGUCACAAAAUGAGUCUACGAUAGACGCUGGAGGAGCCCCCUGCCACAGUUAAUGCACUGCUAUGUGAGGUUUCUAUUUAAAGUUGCAGAGGAAGGUCAUUUAUCUUUGAUUUAUCUCAGAAAUGCAUGCACUAGUCAUAAUCAUAAUUUCCUCGGUCUGACACAAACUUCUUUGACCUGCACUCGGCAUGUUGCUUCAAUAUCACAGAGGAUACCAUCAAGGUAAAAGUGGGCGCUGAGCCAACGCGGUGACAGUUUAGAGCCAAAACAGCAAACAAGAGGCUGCAGCUCUGCCAGAACCUGAUGGCCGAUUGUUGAAGUGAAAUCUGAAAAUGAGAAGCGUCCCGGCAGCAGCAGCAGGGAAGGCCAUAGUCUGUGAGGUGUAAAUGCUCUUAGUCACGUUAAGUUUGUGUCAUUUGUGUGACGGCAACUCCUCACACCGCCUGCAUGUGCCACCGCGAGUCCUUUAUUGCUGAGGAACAAGACCCAAAGUAAAAAGUAAGACUAUAUUUCAGCAGUUAUUUUCAUGACAUGAGCGGUGUCGAGAACAGCAGCAACGACUUCAAAGCACUUUGUUGAUUAUUACCUGCCAGCUCUGACAUCAUCACCAUUUGAGAAUAGACUAAAAAGGAAAAUAACAACCAGCUGAAAGACUUAGCUUUAAAUCCACCAUGUGCAACAUUUCACCUCCAGGCAGGAAGGUGAAUUGCAAGUUCCCACCCCGGCGUUUGUCACUCACUUUGAUGAGCUGUCUGCCUUGAAACGGCGUCUCGCCUAAGGCCGAGAUCUCUUCCAUCCACGAGCUGCCACAGGCGGCGAGGAAACAGGUGCCACGCCGGGGAGGAGAUGUUCAGUCUGUGAUUUUUAAAUGAAUGUCGUCUGACGCAAGUUCUCUCUUUUGUUUUGCGACCGUCGUACCUGCUGCUGCGGCUCACCUUGACACCGUGCUCGCCGCCGACUGCAUCAAGCAGCAGAUGGAAUUUAAAUGUCCUCGGCAUCAUCGGGAAGUCAGACAAACAGAAGGAUUUGCAUUUCAGCAGAGGGUCCGCGGCGGCAGACGCGCGCUGCAUAUGGAUCCCUGCAGGUCGGCUGCUUCCCGUUAGAAGGAAAGUUGAGCCUGAUCCCUUUUCUAAACAGACAGGAUACUGUUAACAAGUGCCUUUACCUCCCUGCAGGGGAUGUGGCUCACACUUCUAAGUCUAAUGUAAAUAGUUGAUGAGCCGGAUGAUAAUCUUGUGACGAUGAGCCUGUCAGUGCCCGCGAUGCUUCACUUCACCACGCUGGACCGACGGUUCCUACGUUGUCGCUACAAGCUGAGCUGGUAGUUUCUCCUCUCGUUGUUAUUCCUGGAGAUUAAAAACGACCUGGAAUGACCAGCAAUACUUUUUCAUAGACGAAGAUGGAAACGAUUGUUGCUAGGGACGUUGUAGUGGCUUCCUGCAAUUCAGAAGAUAAAUUAUGCUUGAUAGAAUAAAAUCCACCUGCAUCUUAUCGGCUUUUCGCACUAAGUAGAAAUAUUUUGGCACCGUUUCAUAGUGCUGACCAGCUCUGUGGAGUCUGGCAAACUCCCGGAGUGUUUUUAGGACACUUGGUUUGACUUUCAUCUGGGGUUUUUGAGGGAUUUGGGAUGGGGUUUUUUUUUUUUUUUUUUGUCUAUUAACUUUACAAAAAAAGUGAAGUAAAUGUCUUAAAAGUGAAGGAUGGGUGUUAUCAGGUCAGUAAGACCUUCAGGGUGUAAUCAAGACAUUGAUCAUCACAGCAGAGCAUGGGGGUGAGGAAAACAAUGAAUGUCCAGUCCCUGGAGUCUUCAGCUCGCAGAGAAAAGAUUAAUCUCAACUCUGGCAUGUUCGGAGACAGGGAUUCUUAUUUUUUUUGUUCUUGUCAUUUCCAAAACCUUGUGGAUCGUCUCUAAGACGCGUCUGCAUUGGUGCAACAAGCAGCCUCAAAGCGUCCUGACAGAUCUGAUGGGACUAAACACUGUGUGUGAAGUCGCUCCUCUGUAUCCAAACAGCCAGCAGCCCGUAAAAUCCAUCUGAAUAAUUGUUUUGUUCCUGAAGUAGAAGGCUGUUUACUGUCUUGUACAUCACACCAGCCUCUGAUACGCAGUUUUACUUUCUCCCGAGUCCACCUUUGUUGAGCCACCUUGUAUUUCUGUCGGUGUCAGUUUUCUUGUGGUUGUGUUGUUUUACACGUGUCUGGUUUUUCUUCUGUCUUCAUGUCAUCAUUUUUGGAAAGCAGCACGUAAACAUUUCACAUGUGUACGACAGGGCUCAUUCUGAGUGUGAUCAGAUAUUUCUGCUGCUCCUUAAGUCUUUUCAUGAACUUAGCAUGAUGAAUUUUAUUACCGUAUUUUCUGGACUAUAAGCCGCUACUUUUUUCAUAGGUUUUGAACCAUGCAGCUUAUACAAAGGCGCGGCUUUUCUGUGGAUUUUUCUUCCACCGCUAGGGGGAGUGCUAACCGGAAUUAGAAUCAAAACUAAGACAAAAUAAAUGCAAAGAAGAAUACGCUACUUCUUCUUUAGCAGAUAGAAGCAGAAGCAGAUUUCAAACAGAUGAAUAGAUAAAUAAAUAACGGUUAUUUUCUCUUGGUUCUAUCCCGUUUUAAUCAACAAAGUUGCUGCCGUGUUAAAAGACACUGUUAGGAAAGGAUCUAUUUAGGUACAAACAUGUACAUCAUUUACAGUUCAACAUCCUUCUAAACAUGUAGUAAAUAUCUAAUCUAACAACAUAAAUAUCUGCAGCUUGCAUAUCUUUUUUUUUUUUUAAAUAGAGUGGAUGCGGCUUAUAUGCAGGUGCGGCUUAUAGUCCAGAAAAUACGGUAAUAAUUUGUUUUUUCAGCUUUAAUUUCUGUGCUUAUUAAACUGAGGGUGUGAUUUUGCUUUAAACCUGUGAAACAAAUGUGAAAUGAGAGAGAAAAUCACUUGUAUGUAUCCUUUUCUUUUCCAAUUGAAAUAAAUAACACUGU